Penaeus chinensis is the source of this 1372-nucleotide messenger RNA. Its product is annotated as neurofilament light polypeptide-like. Lineage: Eukaryota; Metazoa; Arthropoda; Malacostraca; Decapoda; Penaeidae. The coding region runs from base 229 to 537 and encodes 102 amino acids. The transcript has 3 exons. The record is from RefSeq and is a predicted model, not a curated record.
UUUGCGUGUACAUGUUCGGUGAGCAUGCGUAUAUAUAAGCCUCAGGCCACAACCAACGGCAGAACCCUACUAGCAGUUCUCCAGCAAAGAUGAAGGGACAGACACUGGCGCUGACGCUGGCCCUCGCGCUGCUGGUGCCGGCUUCUCAGGCCCGUCGCCUCGGGGGGGGAGGAGGAGGAGGAUUCGGGAUUGGAGGCGGAGGUGGAAGCGGCCACAACGGCGGCGGUAAUGGAGGCCAUCACGGCGGAGGAAGCAGUGGAGGCCACCACGGCGGAGGAGGCAGUGGAGGCCACCACGGCGGAGGAGGCAGUGGAGGCCACAACGGUGGAGUUGGUGGAGGCUUUGGAGGAGGAGCAGGCGGAGGGCAAAACGGAGGUGGAGGAUUCGGAGGCGGCGCGGGAAUUGGAGGUGGAUCCGGAGGAGGAUUCGGAGGCGGCGGGGGAAUUGGAGGAGGAGCCGGAGGGGGAUUUGGAGGCGGCUUCGGUGGUUAAACUCCUGAUCACGCAUCAUAAAAAGGUAACUGAUAAUAAAAAAUGAAGCUAGCACGCAUGUUUCCAGUAUCCACACAAGCCAGAGUUAAAAAUAAAAUAAAAAAGUUAAAAAGUUAAAAAUAAUUGAGUUUAAUGUACACAAGAAUAAAUUAAUUUUAAAUCUGUACAUUGUUCGAAAUGAUAAGUUACGUGAUAUGUACGAAUAUGAGCAUGUGGUACUCCAAACACAACAUAGCUGGAAUGAGUUUAGCUAGAUCUGCAGUGAUUUGUUACUUAAGUCCAUAUAACAUGUUUUAGUAGUUUUAAAACUGUUAUAGUCCACAUUUUAAUCUGUAUUUAUAAUUUCCGAUCGACUGAUGACGUCACACCAAAGCGGUCUCAAUAUAAAUUUUGUAAACUAUUAGUGACAUAGAUAAAUGCAUGAUACACCUUAACAUCUUUUGAAUAUCUACCAGUUUAAACGCAGCAAAUUAAUGGGAAAGGUGGAGAAAAAGCGAGCGAAGAAAAAUGAUAGAGAACAUUAUGUCCCUUAAUGACUUACGUUAUAAGACGAAAAAAUUGGGGGCCACAAUUUGAGAUGCAGAGAUGUGUUGACAGAGAGAGCCUAGGGAGGGAGGGAGCGCCUCACUGAACCCUCCCUCCCAAUGGGUUCCAGAGCGUUGUCGUAUAAGUGAAAAAAUAGAAUUCCUCAAAAUUAUCCAAAUAGAACAGGCAGCUUGAGGAAUCCGUUUUCACCAGAGAUAAGUUCUUGACGGCAAAGAUGACGCUACUCUAUAGGAAAUAGAAUUUCAAUAGGCUAAACUAACUCUUUCGAUGUACCAUGAGACGGCGACUGAAGAAUUGUACGAAUAAAGAAAAGGCUUAUGAUUACAUUAAAAUAG